Messenger RNA from Branchiostoma belcheri (Belcher's lancelet), 1346 nucleotides. Its product is annotated as alpha-N-acetylgalactosaminide alpha-2,6-sialyltransferase 5-like. NCBI's taxonomy places the organism in Eukaryota, Metazoa, Chordata, Leptocardii, Amphioxiformes, Branchiostomatidae. The record is from RefSeq and is a predicted model, not a curated record. Gene Ontology annotation, biological process: ganglioside biosynthetic process. The transcript has 6 exons. Bases 104 to 1231 code for a protein of 375 amino acids. Gene Ontology annotation, molecular function: alpha-N-acetylgalactosaminide alpha-2,6-sialyltransferase activity.
GCUUUGUGUUCCAGUUUUUUUUUUUCGUGUCAAAAUCAGCAGCAUCAUUUUGCAGCGAUCUACCAACGAACUUCAGUUCAGUUUUCACCUACCAAACGCCAAAAUGGAUGUGUGUUCUUUCGUUCAGUUCAAUCACAAGGGCAGAACACCCUUCCUGAUUGGACUACUCGUGGGAUUCACGAUCUGCAACUUUGUGUAUUUUCCGACGUACUUUCCCACGUAUCUGGGAGAACGCAAACCCCGGCCACCGAGUUACGCUAAUAUGAGUAAAAGACGUACACAACAACUAGAACUCUCGGCGACAAGCGUCCCAGGCACCGUCGCCGGUCCGACUAUCCCCCCAGGUCCGGUCCAUCCGACGCCGUUCAAUAUCACAGACCCUCUCAGUGGAUACGUCAACGUUCUGAAAGAUAAAGACCCCUUCAAGCGGCACUGUAGUGUCUGUGCCUUGGUGUCCACCUCUGGUCAUGUCCUGAACUACACGGCCGGAGAGGAAAUUGACCAGGCCGAGUGUGUGAUCCGUAUGAACCACGCUCCCGUGAGCGGAUUUGAGAAGCACGUCGGAACCAGGACCACAGUCCGCGUAGCCACGCACACCAACUUUGAGGAAGCCUGGAGAGAAAUCACACACAUCAUUUCCACAGAAAACCGGUCAAGCCUGAUUGUAUGGGGUCCAGACCGUACCAUGAGGACAGACGGAAAGGGGGAGACAUACAAUUAUUUACUCAAUCUAACUAAGGCUUCCACUGACGUGGAGUUUUACAUGCUGACACCAGAGAGAAUGACCUAUUCUCACAAACUCUUUGAUAACGAGACUGCUUUGCCAGGUCGAAGAGAAAUCUGGCUCAGCACAGGCUGGUUCACGAUGGUCCUGGCUACAGAGAUGUGUGACCGGAUCAAAGUGUACGGCAUGAGCAACGGAGACAACUGCAGUCGAAGAGAAAUCUGGCUCAGCACAGGCUGGUUCACGAUGGUCCUGGCUACAGAGAUGUGUGACCGGAUCAAAGUGUACGGCAUGAGCAACGGAGACAACUGCAGGGACCCGAAUGCUUACCCGGCGGUGUACCAUUAUUACGACAAAGGCCGCGGGAAAGAAUGCGAUGAAUACAACAGGAUGGAAAAAUUAAAGAAACAGACACAUCGCUUCUUCGCAGAGAAAAAGGUCUUCGGAAGAUGGUCAAAAUACAACAACAUCACAUUUCACUUCCCCACAUGGACACCUAAAGAAUGACUUGACUCAUAUGAUCAUGGAACUAAGAAAGAUCUAGUAAAUUUAAUGUUGAGCAUAAAAUGCCCCCAACACCUCAAAACACACCGAACAAGACUGGCAAUGAAAACAUACAUUG